UGUGUGCACGAGCUGUGGGUUUCAAUUCAGAAGCCACUGAAGAAAGUUACAGUAAACACUUGAACCCAUGGGCCUGUUCUUGUCCUUUCAGAAAAAUUCCCACCCCAAGUUGUUCCCGGGGGACAUCGUGGAAUAUCCCAGGAACAGAUACUUCUCCCACUUCGGGGUGUACUACGGCGAGCGGGACGGCGUUCCCUACGUCGCCCAUCUGACGUGUCGAGAUUCAGACACUGUCCUCCCGCUGUUUGGCCGAGCUCUGAGGUCCGAGAUCAAACUGGAUCCGCUGGACAUGCUGGGGGAGAAAUACAAGGUCAACAACAUGCUGGACGGCUUGCAUCCGGCCCGAGACUUCCACAGUGUGGUGAAGCCGGCCAUCGACGACAUGAUGGGCCGCGAGGUCACGUUCGACAUCCUGUUCCACAACAGCGAGCACCAGGCGACGCUCUUCAGAUACGGCGUGAAGAAGUCGGAGCAGAUCGAGGCGAUCUACAAGCACGUCAUGCCGUCCUGGAAGAAGCUGCUGGAGAGGAAACAGCUGUGAGGGCUCAGAUCAGCCAGCAGAGGGCGCCACCACUCUCUGCAGCAGCAUCUCCGGAUAUCACAGCCAGAGGGGACUUUUCUGAAAGGAAUCCUUCCUUCCAACCUUCCUUCCC
Messenger RNA from Stegastes partitus (bicolor damselfish), 653 nucleotides. RefSeq names its product phospholipase A and acyltransferase 1-like (gene plaat1l). Gene Ontology annotation, biological process: N-acylphosphatidylethanolamine metabolic process. The record is from RefSeq and is a predicted model, not a curated record. Gene Ontology annotation, molecular function: glycerophospholipid phospholipase A1 activity; A2-type glycerophospholipase activity. The transcript is spliced from 5 exons. Gene Ontology annotation, cellular component: cytoplasm. Lineage: Eukaryota; Metazoa; Chordata; Actinopteri; Pomacentridae. The coding region runs from base 68 to 541 and encodes 157 amino acids.